This is a messenger RNA of Chenopodium quinoa (quinoa), 3311 nucleotides long. RefSeq names its product keratin, type I cytoskeletal 9-like. NCBI's taxonomy places the organism in Eukaryota, Viridiplantae, Streptophyta, Magnoliopsida, Caryophyllales, Amaranthaceae. The transcript has 2 exons. The record is from RefSeq and is a predicted model, not a curated record. Bases 1 to 825 code for a protein of 274 amino acids.
AUGCAAUUGAUUUAUAUUAAACUUGAUCUUUUGUAUGUUUCUCAUAUAGCUUUAGAGGGUCAAGUUCAAAGAGGUGAAUUCAUUGCUAAGGGUCGAGAUGAUAUCUUAGCCAAAGCAAUGCAUAAGCGUGAGCAUGGUGGUUCAGUGAGAGCUGUUGGUUCAGGCAUUACGGUGAAGGAUUAUUUUGGUUAUAACAAACCUGCUCCACCCAGCCAAUUACAUGCUGAAAUAGGCAUGAUGAAAUCAAAACUUGUAUCCAUGGAUAAUAGACAAAAUUUUAUGAUGUCCUUCUUGAUGUCAUGUUGCAGCCAAGAGCAAAUAAAAUCUUUCAUGGCAGUUGGAGCUCAACAGGUUGGUGUAGGUGGAUUAUUUGGAGGCAACAAUACUUCUGGUAGUUUGAAUGCUGGGUUUGGUGGCCUGACAGCUGGGUGUAAUGGCCUGACAGCUGGGCUACAUGGGUUUUGUGGCCUGACAGGUGGGUUAGGUGGUUUUAGUGGCUUGACAUGUAGCUUGGCUGGUGGGUCUAGUGGCCUGGGUGUUGGCUUGACAGGUGGGUUUGGUGGCCUGACAGGUGGGUUUGGUGGCCAGGCUAGUGGGUCUAAUGGCCCGGAGGGUGGGUCUAGUGGUCUGGCAGGUGGGCUGGAGGGUGGGUCUAGUGGUCUGGCAGGUGAUGGGUCACGUGCUUCCCAAUUGGAUGAUACUUUUGGUCAGGGGCUUCAAGGGGCUGAUAUUUAUGGUACACAAGGUAAUAGAGAAGAAGAUAUUGGCCAGAUAGAUAAUAUGGUCCUCAUCAACGGUCCAUGGAAACCGGAAGUAGGAACAUAGUUGUGACUCCGUCAAUUUGUGAUCAUUAUUGAAGAGUUAAUUGGAAGGUCAAAGUCCUUGACGACUCACCACUUGGUUCUCAAACUACUUCAAGGGAUGAUAGAAAUUCAAAGGUCACCCUAGCAUAAGUAGGGGCGCUCAAAUCCAAAAACUCUAAGAGACCGAGGUUCUUGGCAAGGUAGCGAACAUCAUCAUCAAUUUUGAGAAACUUGGUUGUUGUUUGAUCGUAGAAUCUUGUUGACUUGAGCUUCCGCUUGAUAGGUGCUUGAAUCGAUCCCAAUGUAAUUCCUUAGAGAAUUCAAUGUCGUUUGUUUCUUCCACCUCGGGAGGAGGUGGAAAAACAUGCCUAGCUUUGCUUGAACUUGAUCUUGCCCGCUUCUUUUAGCGGAUUGGAGCCAUCUACAAGAAGCAAAGCAAAUCAUGAGAAAGUCAUUUACAAUUAUCAUUAUUCAAGAAUAAGCAUAAGAAACUGCUCAAGAAUCAAGCACAAAUGCAAUUUACUCAAAAAUGAAGCAAGAAAUGGUUACAUAUGAACAAUACCAUCAAUAUAGAAACAUAUGUGUGAGGCAAAUAGGCAUGAGUUAAAGGCAAAAUUGAACACAAGAGACCAAAUUAUGAAUCAAUUUGACCAAAAUAAUCUCAAAAUAUUGAAUCAUCAAAGAAAUAAAGCUAUCAUAAAGAAUACCCAUGAGAGAGAAAAUGACCAACAAUGGUGAUUCAAGUAUUCAAACAAGGUAAACAAAUUCAACAAGAAAAAGCUUCAAUUCAACAUCCAAUAACAUCAUUCAACACAAAUUACAAGUUUAAACAUUGAAUCAUCUAACAAUGGAUUUCUACCAUGAAAGAAAAAACAAGGGUUUCAAGCUUCAAAAAUGAGGAAGAAGAUUACAAGAAAGUGAGAAACUAUACCUCAAUGAAGCAUUGAAUUACUUGCAAAUUACACAAACUGAAGAUUAAAGAACAAUAAGAACACUUAAAGACAAGUUCCAAGCACCAACAUAAACCCUCAAAAAUUCGAAUGAAGACUAAAUUUUAGAAGUUAAAAUCGAAAAUUUCAGAUUUUUUUUUUUUUUUUUUUGAAAGAUUUGAUUGUGGUUAAUGUAAAAUUUUGAUGAAUUGAAAAUAAAAGGAUGAAUUUGCUUGAAUUUGCAAAGGAAUUGAAGGGGUUUGAAGAGAGAUAAGAGAGUAGAGGAAUGAAGGGGAAGUCGGGGAGAGAGAAAAGGAGUGAAUAAGGGGGGGAGGGGUUUGUGAAUAAAAGGGCAUGAAAAGGGGGUUGAUAGCUGUUGCGACUGGUGCAGCUAGGGGGUGCGUGCGCACCAGCUGCAACAGGGGGGGCUUUGCUUGGGCUUGCAAUGCACCAAAAACCACCAAAAUCUCUAACCCCUGUGGUGCACACACGUAAGUAGGAGGCGCCUGCGCACCAGGGGGUGAUUGGGGGGUUCUAAAUUCAUCAAAAUUUCAUCAAAAAAGGGGCCAAAAUUUCUAAACCCCGUGGUGCGUGAGCGCAACUCAUGAUGCGUGCGCACCACAUAAAGGCUAGGGGGGGAAAUAUUUUCCCUUGAAUAUGCUCUCGUGCUUGCGCUCUCAUCAGCGCUAACGAACGUCAUGAUCAAGUGCUUAAAAAUUUCACAAAAAUAGUUCAAAACUCACUGGAAAAAUGAGUAGAAAAACAAUGAAAAUGCAAACACGAGAGCAUAUAACCCCUACAAACUCCUUCACCUAAGUUUAACCAAACCUCAUGAGACCUUGAAUUAACACCGAAAUUGUUGGAAAUUUUCUUCGAUCCAAUCUCAUGGUACCUAAAAUUAAGAAAACAAAGAAAAAUAAGAAAAGUUCUCAAGGAUAAAAUAAAUAUAGAGAAUUGAAAAAUCAAAAGAAAAAGGUUAGAAAAUUGGGUUGCCUCCCGAGUAGCGCUUGUUUAACGUCAUAGCUCGACGUCCUCCACUAAUUAAGGUGGUUAUUGGAAAAGCAAUAUGUGAAUAAGGCCAACAAAAGCACCAUCGAAAUACUUCUUGAGUCGAUGGCCAUUGACCUUAAACGGAGACAAAGAAUCCAUCAUUGAAACCUCUAUAACAUCACUAGGAAAGACAUUCUUAACCAAAUAGGGACCGUUCCAUCUUGACAUCAGCUCUCCGGGAAGCAACUUCAUUUUUAAAUUGUAGAGAAGAACUUUGUCACCAACACAAAACUUUUUCUUCUCAAUAAGCUUGUCAUGAGUUUCCUUGGAACGAGCUUUGUAAACACUAGCACAAUCGUAAGCAUCAAGUCGAAGCUCCUCUAGCUCAUGAAGAUCUAACUACCUUUUCUCCCCCCGCACUUGCCAAAUCAAAGUUUAUCUUCUUGAUUGCCUACAAAGCACGAUGUUCAAGCUCAACUGGGAAAUGGAAUGAUUUGACAUAGACUAGGCGGUAUGGAGUGGUACCUAUAGGUGUCUUGAAAUCCGUUCUAUAGGCUCAAAGAGCAUCAUCCAAAUUUUCCGACCAAUC